Molecule: messenger RNA, 957 nt
Organism: Chrysochloris asiatica (Cape golden mole)
Lineage: Eukaryota; Metazoa; Chordata; Mammalia; Afrosoricida; Chrysochloridae
Gene: RNASEH2A
Product: ribonuclease H2, subunit A
Exons: 8
Coding region: 61-957 (298 amino acids)
Biological process (GO): DNA replication, removal of RNA primer; mismatch repair
Cellular component (GO): ribonuclease H2 complex
Molecular function (GO): RNA-DNA hybrid ribonuclease activity; RNA binding
Source: RefSeq, a predicted model, not a curated record
AAGACUGAGCUUGCUGCUUUCAUCCUUGCGGCUGUCGGUGGCUGCAAAGGCGAAGAAAGCAUGGAUCUUAGCGAACUGGAGGAAGACAAUACAGGCCGCUGUCGCCUGAGCUCACCUGUGCCCGCAGUGUGCCUCAAGGAGCCCUGCGCCCUCGGCGUGGAUGAGGCGGGCCGGGGACCCGUGCUGGGUCCCAUGGUCUACGCCAUCUGUUACUGCCCCCUGUCCCGCCUGGCAGAGCUAAAGGCCUUGAAAGUGGCAGACUCAAAGACCCUGUCGGAGAGCGAGCGGGACCGGCUCUUUGCGAAAAUGGAGAAGGACAGGGAUUUUGUGGGCUGGGCACUGGACGUGCUGUCUCCAAAUCUCAUCUCUACCAGCAUGCUUGGGCGGGUCAAAUACAACCUGAACUCCCUGUCCCAUGAUACGGCUGUUGGGCUGGUGCAGCAUGCGUUGGACCAGGGUGUGAACGUCACUCAGGUAUUUGUGGACACCGUGGGUCUGCCAGAGAAAUACCAGGACCGGUUGCAGCAGCGCUUUCCUGGGAUUGAGGUGACGGUCAAGGCCAAAGCUGAUGCACUGUACCCUGUGGUCAGUGCUGCCAGCAUCUGUGCCAAGGUGGCCCGAGACAAGGCAGUGAAGGACUGGCAGUUCGUGGAGAAACUGCCGGACUUGGAUGCCAAUUAUGGUUCGGGCUACCCCAAUGAUCCCAAGACAAAAGCAUGGUUGAAGAAGCACGUGGAGCCUGUGUUCGGCUUCCCCCAGUUUGUCCGGUUCAGUUGGCGCACGGCCCAGAGCAUCCUGGAGAAGGAGGCGGAAGGUGUUAUAUGGGAGGACUCCUCAGCAGAGGACCAGGAGGGCCUUGGGAGGAUCACAUCUUACUUUCUCAGUGAAAGCCCCCGUCGCCACACUCCUCACCGGUAUUUCCAGGAACGUGGCCUGGAGUCAGCCAGUACCCUCUAA